This is a messenger RNA of Scleropages formosus (Asian bonytongue), 6704 nucleotides long. Its product is annotated as C-Jun-amino-terminal kinase-interacting protein 2-like. Bases 790 to 4632 code for a protein of 1280 amino acids. The transcript has 12 exons. Gene Ontology annotation, molecular function: MAP kinase scaffold activity; JUN kinase binding. Lineage: Eukaryota; Metazoa; Chordata; Actinopteri; Osteoglossiformes; Osteoglossidae. Gene Ontology annotation, cellular component: cytoplasm. The record is from RefSeq and is a predicted model, not a curated record. Gene Ontology annotation, biological process: regulation of JNK cascade; JNK cascade.
CAGUGCUCACAUCAGUAACUCCUGGCUAUUAAUUAUUUGCAGUGAGUGCGCGUUUGAGUGACAUGUUUACAAGUGAAAAGGCUUUCUCGCUUGUUGCCUUGACGACGCCCCGAUUCAAUAGAAAAUGUAUUUAGUGUCUCUCUUUCACGCACGAUUUCGUGUUGGUUUUAAGCUCUUUUCUUCAAAUCCGUCCAACCAGCGUUUCGGGAACCCCGGCAGUGACACGAUUAGGUCGCUCGCGCGUUCUGCCUCUCUCGAAUGCGGCGGGCGACGCGAUUAUCCGCAGUGCCGCCUCCUGCGCCGCGCGCUCUGCGCAUCCCACGAGCAGCGUCGCGACACGCGGGGCGCGGAGGCUGACGGCGCGAGACGCGCCCUUUCUCUUCUCCAUCAGCGAGUGGCGCCGAGGCAGAGCUUCUCUCUCUCCCAUUCGGCUUUUCUCUGCCUGGUGUGUGCAGGUGUAUAGCGACACACUGCAAGUUCAAGCGCGGAUAGUGGAAACGGACAUUUUGCCGAAGUGGCCAGCAAAUAAAACUAUUAUUCUUUUUCUGUUUUUUCCACUGUUUGGUCAAUUUUUCCCCAUAUUUUGGAAUGGUUGUCGUGACUAAAUGCGUGUGGUGUAGCGACGUCGUGUCCCUGGCAUCUGCGGCGUGGCCGUAGGAGGAGAAAAUCGUCGCUGCAGCCUCGUUACCCAUCAAUCUCCUCGUUCGCUCGCGCCCUCCCUGACCGGUGAAUGGGCUGUGCGCUCGGUCAUCGUCUGCAGUCACGUUAGAAAGUCAUCGCUGGAAGAAGAUGGCGGACAGGGCCGAGAUGUUUUCGCUCUCCACCUUCCAUUCGCUUUCUCCUCCGGGAUGCAGGUCAGCCCAUGACAUAAGCCUGGAGGAGUUUGAUGAUGAAGACCUAUCGGAGAUCACAGAUGACUGCGGGAUUGGGCUUAACUACGACUCUGAUCCCUACGAGAAGGACUGUCUUAUACUGGAGAAAAAUGACCACCACCCUGUCUGCUCCUUUCAAGAUGAUUUCCAGGAAUUUGAGAUGAUUGAUGAUGAUGAUGAUGAAGAUGAAGAUGAGGAGCAAGAAGAGGGGGAGAAUGAAGGGGAUCCUGAGGCUCCUCCCAGUCCAUCAGCUUCCCCACCCCUAUCUCCAACCACAGGCACGCUGCAGAGAGGACGACCAACAACCUUGAACCUGGCCUCUGCAUUGUCACAAGAUUCCCUUAACAACAACAAUAGCAGUGUCUCACCACACAAAGCAAGCUGGCAGGAGUCUCUUCACAACCCUGCCUCAAAUGGUUGCUUGUCUCCAACCCAUUCUUGCCUUGAGGAUGGUGCCCAUGUGAACAGCCAGUGUGCACCUGCACCAGGUUUGGGGUCCCAAAGCAAAGGUACACCCCAAAAACAGUGUGUGGACAGUGGGCGCACAGGGUCGCCCCUCAGACCCCUGCUGUACGACUUUGAGGGCAACAGACGGGAAAGGCCAGAAUACGGUAAAAAGAUGUGUCACCUGCCUGUGGAAGAUCACAACAUGAACAUACUCUCGUCACCGCCAUCCCCACUGUAUUCCUCCUUCCCUGACAGCUGGAUUUCGCCUAAACACUGUCUCUCUCCAACAGGGUCUUUUGGUCAACAUAAAAUGUCCAGCGGCUCAGACCCUGAAGCAGAACCUAGUGUUGAUGCUGGUGGUCCGGGUGCGAGCAUCCCGGCCACUGACGACGUGUCUGAGCACUCUGGCGUUGACCAUGACCUGAGCAGUGACUGUGCCGAAAGGUGGCCAGGCCGAUCUAGACAGGCUAAUGAUACUUACACUGUCAUCACCGAGUCUGCCGUGGACCCAGAGUUAGAGAAUGACAUCACUUUAGACUGCACCAGUAGGUGCCUUUCAUCCACUGCUCCUGCUUAUAGCCAGGCUGGAACCCCUCUGUCGGAUGAGGAACUUGACAGAGAUUUUGAUGUAGAUGUAGCCCUUAUGUGCAAAGAAAGCUAUGAACUGGUUUGUAAAAAGGAUGGUGACUCCUCUUAUGUGGAGUUUCCUUCCAUUGAGCAUUGUGAACCGACGUCAUUUUCUAGCUAUGCUUCUUCCUCCAGUCGAUCUGAUGUUGAACUGGAGGAGGCUCAUGCUGAACAGAACAUUUGUGCUCAAAGUCAUCCCUCUACUGGCUCCAGUGAGUCCACCUCACCUUCUUCUGAUCCAGGCAUUGCUGACAUGAACAGCAAAGACUGUGAGAGGUACACAGGAUCGGAGCACAACAGCAACAACCUUAGCUCACCGGCAUCUGACUCAGAUGUUGAUGGAGAACUGGAGGCUGUCUUCGCUUGUGGAGGACCGCUAGUCAAUCACAUGAUCUCAUCCAUCUCAGAGACAGAGCUGGACCUAACCAGCGAAAGCAGCAGCGGUCGGUCUUCCCAUCUCACCAACUCCAUUGAGGAGGCCAGCUCUCCCAUGUCCGAGCCAGAGGCAGAGAAGGAGCUGGUGCAGAGCAGCAGAAUGAGGGGAACAAAAGCCUCCUUGUUCCCCGGGCAGUUCGAGCUCAUUGAAGAGGGGCCUCCAACGCCUGAGGUCUUGACCAACCUUGAUGGGGGCCAGCUGUUGAUGGGUCUGCAGGGUGCCGAUUCUGCAGUUCAUGAGAAUGCAGGUGAUUUAGAUGAAGCAAUUCUGCCCACAGAACACAGGAAGGAGAAUGUCUCCAGGCAGUUGGUGUUGGAAAUUGAGCCAGAGCACAGCUUAGAGAGCUUCAAGAAGUCAUUCUAUCUCCCUGUGGGACCCAAACUCAUGCCUGCUGUGGACGACAGUGAUUGCGAGUCAGAGUCAGAAUCUGAGGAUGAUCUGAGUGAGAAUUCGGAUUCCCCAUGGCUUCUCAGUAAUCUUGUCAACAGAAUGAUUUCAGAGGGCUCCUCCCCUAUCAGCUGCCCAGAGGACUGCUUCAAAAGGUCUGCCUUCACCUCUGAUGCAACUUCUCCUGUGUCAGACCUGGAGACAGAUGCUUUGAACAAGCCUUUAGACAGCCACCCAGAAAAAUCAGAUGGUAGCACACUAAAGAGCCAUAAGGCAAUCAGUGUAGAUUCAUGUUCAAAAACAGGAAUGGACUACAAAGAUAUCCUCAAAGCGACAGAGAAGACAGCUUCAGAAUUCCAGCCAGAUUCAGGGAAAAGCAACACCUUAAGCUCAUGUCUCUAUCUGAGUAACCCCUCAAAUGACAAAAUCAUGGCAGACUUCACAGAUCAAAUCAGAGGCAGGAUGGCAAGUGAAGGAUCCAGAACAGUGUUGGAUCCAGAACAGUCUCUUACUGAAGAUUAUCACACUACUCCCACAUCAAUGAAAAAUCAAAAUGAUGUGAAGGCUAGUUCCAAUAACCAUGCAGCAGUGGAUACUAAUGACUCUGAGUCUACGUCUCUGAGUGAAGAUGAGGAUGACAUCAAAGAGGAGGAGAACAAGGAAACAGAAAAUGUAGACUUGCUGGAUCACAUCACAGAGGUGAAAAGCAGCCUGACCCUGGACAUUCCAACUGCCCAGACCAACCACUGCUUCAGUCUAACUUACUCUAUUGACAAUGACGAGGACUACUUGGAGUCCCUUCAGAAGUCUCCUUUUGGAGAUGGAAAUCUAGAAAGCUCCCUCCCUGUCAAUGGAAGUGUGAGUGAAUUGGCACGGCAGCUCGAUGAGUCUUUGGCGUAUGACACCAUGAAGUACACGCUGGUGGUUGAUGAGAACGCCACACUGGAACUGGUGAGCUUGCGGCGGUGCACAUCCGUUCUAAGUGAUGACAGCGAGGUGUCCACACUCUGUGAUGACUGCCCCCUUGGGGUUGAUCCAGAGCUCUGCAGCUCCUCUGAGGACUCCUCUCCAGAGGCUGAUAUGGUUUUCUCCAAGAAGUUCCUCAAUGUCUUUGUCAACAACACCUCUCGAUCGUCCAGUACGGAGUCCUUUGGCCUUUUCUCAUGCAUGAUUAAUGGAGAGGAGAGGGAACAGACCCACAGAGCUGUGUUCAGAUUCAUCCCCAGACAUGAAGACGAGCUGGAGCUGGAUGUGGAUGACCCCUUGUUUGUGGAAGACGAGGAAGAUGACCAUUGGUACAGGGGUUACAACAUGCGCACUGGGGAGAGGGGCAUUUUCCCUGCCUACUAUGCCCAUGAGGUUGUUGGGCAAGUGAGAGAAAUUCUGGGAGUGAAGAGGAACACAGCCUGGGUGGAGACCUUCAGUGUGCAGUUUCUUGGAUCAGUGGAGGUGCCCUAUCACCAGGGCAAUGGCAUUCUGUGUGCAGCCAUGCAAAAGAUCGCUACCACACGGAAGCAGACUGUCCACCUGCGGCCACCAGCACUGUGUGACCUUGAGGUCAGCCUGCAGGGUAUCAAGCUGAUCAUGAGCCUGAAUGACGAGUAUGGGCUUUUGGAUGAGUUUGACAGGUGCAGUCACUUCUUCCAGAUGAAGAACAUCUCUUUUUGUGGCUGUCACCCUAAGAACAACUGCUACUUUGGGUUUAUCACAAAGCACCCAAUGUUGAACCGAUUUGCCUGUCACGUGUUUGUAUCCCAGGAGUCCAUGCGGCGGGUAGCAGAGUGUGUGGGACGAGCCUUCCAGGAGUACUAUCAGGAGCACUUGGAGUAUGCCUGUCCCACAGAAGACAUCUACCUGGAGUAAGGGACAGCCAGCCUGUCAGCCCCCCUCUUUUGACAUGUUCUUCAAAUACUGUACAAGGAGCUCUGUUCUCUGUUGUAAAAAUACCUACACUCAGAGAAAAGACACUUGUAAGGUUUUCCAGUUCCCUUCUUUUUGGUUUCCACAUAUCUGCUGACCAUACGGACUGCGCAGAGGUAUACAUAAAAUGAUUUAACUUUUUUACAAACCAGACAGUGAUAUAGAGUGACAGAAAUGCAUCUUUGGUAAAUAAAAUAUCUUUUCUCUCUGGUUAAAAACAAACUAAUUACAUCUGACAUGCAUGCAUGGCUUUAAGGGUAUAAUACUGAAACAGACAUCCUCACGGAAAUACAUGUUAGAUGAAGCAGAAUAACAACUUAAAAGGUGGAUGAGGUGGAUUUGAUUCCUACUGAAAUGCACUUGUAGUUGAAGAAGAAAAUGUGGUGGAGGGAAGGGACUUGAACUUACUGGCAGAGUUGGAUGUCAAAAUUCGGUUCAAUAUAGAAUGUAAUGUACAUACAUGUAUAAACAGCAAGAAUUAGAAAUUACUCAAAAUAAUGUAAGUAGCAUACAUACUGAUUUUUCACAUUGCUCUGAAGUUUGAAAUGAUCUGUCUACGCUGAGUUUGAACCCAAAGCGCAUUUUGUGUGCUUCAGACCAAAGUAGCUGAACCAGAUGAGAAACAUGGGGAAAAUGGUCCGACGGCAGAGAAACACAUACUUGGCAGUCGCUCUGAGUGGUGCAGUGGUGAUUCCUACAAAACCAGGGCACACAUUAAAAAGGAAUUUUAAUUUCAAAGCUGUAACGGUGUGCAUUGCAGGUGAAACGAGGCAGCAACAGCAUGCUGUGAGUAACCCCCCUACUUUGGCCUUGGAGGGAUGAUGUGGUCUUGUAAUGGAGGCUUCUGCAGGCCUUGAAACGAUCCACACACCAGACAAUACAAUUUCAUCUUAAAGAAUUACAAGUUUGAUUGUUGAUUGAAAUAACUGUAUGUGUAACAGUCUUCCCCAAAGUGCGGAAGCUGCUUCCGGUUCCUGUUCACUCAACCAUUAUCUUUUAAUUGCACUAGUAAUUGUGCUAAAUUUAUGCAAAUAACCGUGUCCUCCAGGUACUUGGCAUUUCUCUCUCUUUAGAGGCCCACAAUGUCUGUAGACCUGUGGCGCUUAGGGAAUUAGCUAAUCCCGUUCAGUGACCAAUUAAAGGUCAGCAUUUUGGCCUGCUUUUCAAAGCACAGAUAGGGGACAGGCUGUGGACCUACAGCUCACCUGACCACCUGUAUUGGAAUGAGACUUGUGUAGGCUUUUGAAAACCAGGCUGCAGGGGCAUGCUUUUAUGUCCCUUCUUUUUUUUUCUUUUUUUUUUUUUUAAAAAAAACCUUUCAGUUCCCCUUUCCCGUUCCUGUUGACUGAUAACACUUUCUUCUGAUGCAAGGCAAGAGGAUUCAGCUUUUAAAGACAAUUUCUAAACAUAACUAGACAAAAGAUGAAAAGUAGCCCCUUUGAAAGCUUCAGUGUACAUACUUGUUACUGCAUGUCAUAAUGGACUGUGUGGAUUGAAUGUUCCUGUUUGACCAAAAGGUUUUUGUCUGUGUAACUUUUCCUGAGAAACUUUUCUAUUCCAUUUCAAGUUUUGAAUAUGUACCACAAAAUCCCCAAUGCUGGAAGCCAUAAUAACUUAACUGACUGUUCCAAUAGCUGUACCUACAAAUUCAUUUAUUUUUGUGCUCUUGAAAAAAGGCUGGUCUAAAUAUACCCAAGGUUCUUUAGAUGUCAGCAGUAAAGCUGAAUAGAUAGAAACCAUCUCAUUUUAUGUGUUGUUCACUGCUGCACCUUAAAGCCAUUUCAGCAUUUUAUAAUUAAUGGACUCAUAAUAACAAAAUGUAAAGUCAAUAUAAAACACAAGUUCACAUACUUUAAUUCAGGAAAAGACAUUAUUGUUAUUCAUCUGCUAUUUAAAUUACUCUGCAUCUCUUGAGGCAUAACUUAUUGGAUAAAAAGUGUAUGAAAAAUAUGUACAAAUGAAGUAGAACAAGCUAUGCACUCGAUUUAGAGAACUGAAUGAUUUUUUUUUUUUUU